CAAAGGUGUAAAUAUUAGAAAGAGAAAGAAGACCAUGGAAGAGGUUAGAGGGAGUCGAGAAACCUCUGCGUCUAGUGCUGAAUUGUUGUCGUUCGUCGAUCUCAAGUCGCGGAAGACCGCCGUUGUUAUCCCGCCACCGGCGCCUUCGCUGUCUUAUCUGACGGCCUGCUCCCCUUUUCUCUAACCUCGGUCGGUACUGGAUAUCCAGCACGCAGUUGAAGGAGACCGCGGGGCGGAACAAACCCUAGCGGGAAGCGAGGAGGAUGAGGGGGUACGUGACGCUGCCGAUCGUGCUCGUGCUUGCGGCAGUGGUGUACAUCUACUUUACCACCGUGUUCGUGGUGAUCGACGGGUGGCUGGGACUGUCCACGGCGUCUGGGCUCGCCAACGCCGCUGCGCUCACGGUGCUCGCCAUCAUGGCCCUGAUAACCUACGGGAUGGCCGUCCUGAAGGACCCCGGACGCGUUCCGUCAGCCUUCGCCCCGGAUAUUGAGGAUGACGAGAAUGCCAUCCACGAGAUCAAGAGGAAGGGUGGGGAUCUGAGAUACUGCCAAAAGUGUUCACACUAUAAGCCUCCACGUGCCCAUCAUUGUCGUAUUUGUAAAAGAUGUGUUCUAAGAAUGGAUCACCAUUGUGUAUGGAUAAAUAACUGCGUCGGGCAUGAAAACUACAAAAUUUUCUUUGUUUUUGUGCUCUAUGGUGUGUCUGCAUGCAUCCACUCUCUGGUUCUUCUUAUCGCAAGUGCUUGCUAUGAGCUUCAAAAGGAUCAACAACAGAAUGGUGAAUCCUUUAAUAAGUCUUAUAUCCUAUGCGCAGCUCUACUGUGCCCUUUAACUGUCGCGUUAAGCAUCCUUUUGUUUUGGCACAUCUACCUUAUCCUACAUAAUAAGACUACAAUCGAGUACCACGAAGGAGUAAGGGCUAUGUUGCUUGCAGAAAAAGUAGGCAACAGCUAUCGACAUCCUUAUGAUAUUGGUUUAUUUGAGAACCUUGUUUCUGUUCUGGGACCAAACGUCGUCUGUUGGAUCUGUCCAGUAUCAAAACACAUAGGUUCAGGUCUUCGAUUUCGAACUUCAUUCGACAUUCCAGUACCUAGGCCAUCAGCUUGAGAUAUGAUGACGAAGAUACAAAAGAUAUGAUGACGAAGAUACAAAAGGAACUAAGCUCUCUCUAUUGUGAAAUUUAUACUUCCAGCCAAUGGAGCUCGCUGAUAUUGCUUCUAAAAGCUCAAAAAUCCUCGAGUCACUGGCAGUGGUUCUAAUUUUCAACUUGCCUGUUGGAGAAAGAAUGUGAAUAGGUAAAUGCAGUAGGCGUUUGCACGCGUGCUUUAAAGAAAGGAAGAAAAAUCUUAUGGAUUUUGUAAUCAUGUGGUACGAUAAAAUAAGAGGUAUGAUUUGAUGUAGAAAUAUUUUUGAGCUCUGCUUCAAAUAGCUCAAUAGGCAUUCGGAGACUCUGAGAAGGCAUGAGCACUCCAGCAAAAACCUGCAGUAGCUAUCGCUUCACUGGACCUUAGAAAAUCUGUAGAUAAUAUUGGAUAUAUUUUUUAUUUACUCAGAACUUGAUGUACUCAUAUUUUCUAAAAAUCUCAAAUUUAAAUCGUUA
Molecule: messenger RNA, 1602 nt
Organism: Zingiber officinale
Lineage: Eukaryota; Viridiplantae; Streptophyta; Magnoliopsida; Zingiberales; Zingiberaceae
Product: probable protein S-acyltransferase 16
Exons: 7
Coding region: 264-1109 (281 amino acids)
Molecular function (GO): palmitoyltransferase activity
Source: RefSeq, a predicted model, not a curated record